AUGGAGUCGUUGGAAUCACACUGGGCAUGGCUUCCUGAAGGUAUCCUCGAGGAAAUACUAGAUUGUAUAGUGUCAUUCUAUGACUAUGCCAGAUUCUGUGCGGUUUGCAAACACUGGUACUCUAUUGCACACCAUCGGAGACGACAUCUUAUGGAAUUGUGGAGCGUACAACUUCCCCUGUUGAUGUUCCCUUCUGCAGAUGGCUGUGAAGACCAACAAAGUUUAUACAAUGUCACAAGCGGUAAAACCUACGAUUUUAAUAUGCAUUAUAACAGGAGGUGUUGUGGAUAUUCCCAUGGAUGGUUGGCUACUCUUGGUAAGGAUUUGCUUAUAACUCUUCGAAACCCUUUCUUGAAUCAGAUUAUAACCUUACCCCCAAUUUUUCCAGUCGUCAAUUCAUCCGAGGAUGAUCCUUGGCGAGUCUAUAAAGUGGUAUUGUCUCAUAACCCUUAUCUAUAUCCUGACAAGUAUGAAGUUGUGGCGAUGUAUGAUGGCUAUUUGACUAUAUUGAAACCCGGAAGUCAAUCUUGGACUUACCUAGAUAAGGAGCCUUUCAUAUUCAAAUGCUACAAUGAUAUUAUUUAUUACAAGGAUAUGCUCCUAGUAAUAAAUGAUUAUCAACUUGUGUCAAUCAAUGCUAAUGGCAGUCGACCACAAGCGGAAAUAGUCACAUGGAACAAUAAUGAUUAUGAACGUCUUCCUGGCGAACGUUUGGCAUAUCUUGUGAAAUCGUCUGGAGGAGAUCUGUUGUAUAUUUGUAGAUAUAUAAACUGGGAUGAUGAAUUGACUCUGACUUUUAAGAUUUAUACCCUCACCAAUAAAGCUAAAACUAAUAAGUCACGUUGGCGAGAGAUUAAAAGUCUAGGUGAUGAUGCAUUAUUUUUGGGAGACAGCCACUCAUUAUGCGUUAAGGCAUCUAACUUUCCUGGUUGCAAACCAAACGUCAUAUACUUUGCUCCUCAUUCUUGGUACACUUCGUACGACACAGGACUUAAUGACAUGGGUGUUUUCGACUUGGAAGAACAGAGGAUCACACCUCAUUAUCCUUGUGAUCAAUCUCGAAGAUAUUUCCCCCCUCCUGUUUGGGUAGUACCGACACUUGGAGAUAAUGCACAAGCAUAA
Tripterygium wilfordii is the source of this 1122-nucleotide messenger RNA. RefSeq names its product F-box protein At2g17036-like. NCBI's taxonomy places the organism in Eukaryota, Viridiplantae, Streptophyta, Magnoliopsida, Celastrales, Celastraceae. Gene Ontology annotation, molecular function: protein binding. The transcript has a single exon. The record is from RefSeq and is a predicted model, not a curated record. The coding region runs from base 1 to 1122 and encodes 373 amino acids.